This is a messenger RNA of Candidozyma auris, 516 nucleotides long. RefSeq lists its product as uncharacterized. The coding region runs from base 1 to 516 and encodes 171 amino acids. The transcript has a single exon. Gene Ontology annotation, molecular function: carbon-nitrogen ligase activity, with glutamine as amido-N-donor. Lineage: Eukaryota; Fungi; Ascomycota; Pichiomycetes; Serinales; Metschnikowiaceae. The record is from RefSeq and is a predicted model, not a curated record. Gene Ontology annotation, cellular component: mitochondrion.
AUGUUUCCAUCGCUUCGAAGACUCCAGGCCUCGCCAGCAUACAACCAGCUUCUCACGCUGAUCAAGGGCGACUUGAAAAAGGCCAUGCUUGCCAAAAACAAUCUCGAGAAGAACACAAUCAGACUGGUGCUCUCGACAGUCAAGAACAACGAGAUCGACGGCGCUAAGCAGACAGAGUUCGAGUUGGCCCGCACGUUGAACAAGAUGAUCAAGCAGAGAAUCGACUCUGCUCACGCAUACAAGGCUCAGGGCCGUGAGGAUUUAGCCCACGCCGAGGAGCUGGAGGCGGACAUCAUCCGCAAGUACGUGAUAGCGUUGCCUGUGGCCAGCGAAGAGGAAAUUGAGCAGAAAUUAAGGGCUUUGCUUGACGAGUUGAAGCAGAAGGAUUCGUCCACGAAGAUUGCUAGUGUGUUCAAGGAGAUCACCGACGAUGUGGCCACCAAGUGGGGCUCCUCCCCCUCGGUGAUCAAGGCGAUGGUACCUGGUCUCUACAAAGAGGUUUUUGGGAAGAAAUGA